This is a messenger RNA of Struthio camelus australis, 4840 nucleotides long. The record is from RefSeq and is a predicted model, not a curated record. NCBI's taxonomy places the organism in Eukaryota, Metazoa, Chordata, Aves, Struthioniformes, Struthionidae.
AUGGAACUCCUUCUGGGCUUACUCUCCAACACCAAAAGCACACACGCAUCUCACUCCUUAAGCUUAGUUUCUUUGCUGAAAUUUCCCCAUCACGUUCCUGCCUUGGACAGAACGCAAACCACGGCGAAGAAAAACUUACAGCUGAGGUCGGAGCAGAAAGAGGAGCAGAGACGGAGGAACGAGGCAGGGGAAGAGCUACGGCCUCUCGCCAGAAUAAAGGAGCACAAGCAUCAGGCAGAACUAGCCAAGCUAGAAGACAAAAGAGAAGGAGAAGAAAUUCAGAGAUUGACCCGGUUGUACCAACUGGAAAUUCAGAGAGGAAAGGAGAAGGAACAGGUGGAAAAACUUGAACGUCGGAGGCUGCAUCAUGAGCAUGUUGCUGAACAGAAAAUAAUUAAAGCUGAAGAGGAACAAAAGGAAGAGGACGAAGAUGAUCAGAUUAGAGCUUACAUUAAAGGAAAAGAAAUGAUGGCUGAUCUAAGAAGAGAAAAAGAUGCAGAGACUUGUAGACUAAUGCAGGAACAUCAGGACAAAGCUGUUAAACAACUAACCACGCAGAUGGAGGAGGCGUUUGAGAUGGAAAGCGAUCGUAUUGCUAAAGGAGCUGCAGAUAUAGAAGAAGAAUACCAAAAGAAAAACAAAGAAACUGAAGCAAAAACUAGGGCUAACAUUGAAUCUGUUUCUGAAUACAGAGCCUCUGUGAUGAAGAUGAAAGCGGAAAGGGAGAAGGAGGAAAAAGCAGAGGGUAAGAAAGACCUUCACGAGUUAAUGGAAGCAGAUCGCGUCUACCUGGAAAAGGAAAAAGCCAAGAAACAAAGACGUCGUGAUGAAAAUAUGGAAGUCCAGAAAAUUCAGGUCCAGCAAAUGGCUGAAAAGCAGGCAAGAAAACAGCGGGAGAAACAAGCAGACUUGGACUAUGAUGCUCAGAGAGAAGCUGCCUUAUUGUAAGGAACAAGAAUUUGAAAGAUAAGGACAUUGUUCUACACGAAAGGCAAGAAUGGAAAACUUCAUGCAAGAAUAAGAAUACAGAAGACUAGAAUCAGUUUUAUGUUUAUCAUAUAUUGAUGAAGGAAGAAUAAGACAACAGAAGAGACCAAGAGGGCAGCUCUUAGUACAAGCAGAAGCAGGUGAAAGCUAUUGAACAGGCUCAGAAAUGAAGUUGAGAAAGCUGGGCUUGUUCAGUCUGGCAAAGAGGAGGCUAAGGGGUGAUCUAAUAACAGCCUACAGCUACUUUAAGGAUAGUUACAAACACAGUAGAGUCACCCUCUUCUCAGCACUGUUAGGUGAUACAGCAAGGACAACAAACUGACUUGAGAGAGUCAGGCUGAAUAUCAGGAAAACCUGUUUCACCGGGGAAGUGGUGCAGCAGCAACAACAUGCCCUAGAAGAAGUGGACUGUAGUUACAGAGCAGACCAGAGACGGAUCAAAGAUUUGAGGCUUCCAACACCUAGAAAAUAUAAGUCUGACAACUAGUGACAUGGUGAAGAAGGGAAAAAUUAGACAUUGGUAAAGCUUAAUGCCCUAUUACUGUUGUAGGAUGGGUCUUUGCACCGAUUUCAGUUGCAACCCAUCAGUGUGUACUAUUCAUUGUAGUCAUUAUUAAUCAUACAGAUCAUACAGUAAGACUUAAGCUCUGCUUCUUUCUUCUUCAGAAAUACAACUGGCAUGACCAGAAGCAUCAUCUGUCACCUUACAACCUGUAGGAGCUUGCAAUACCUCAGGGCUUAAUAGCUGAAGCCAACUCUGGAAUGCAUAAGGUGCAAUGUUCACUAGAACAUGCCUGUGCUCCAUUUCAGCUCAGGAAGCAAAGGCUGUUAACUAUAGCCAUAGCUUGCAACUGCUUUGCAAUAAGCAAUUGCACCUCUAAUUACUCUAGCUUUAUUAUGGAACAAAGCAGUAAACUCACUUUCUAGGAAGCCAGGAGGUGACAACCAAAGGUAAACUGAAAACAUGUAUGCUGUCAUCUGUACUAUAGUCCUUAAUAUUCAGUAUCUCUGGGUCUGAAUGCUUGAUUAAAACUUGAUCUGGCUUCAAAAUACAUUACUAAGCAAUUAAAAUUGAAUAAGCUCGUUAAAAACAGCUGUCCACAACAGUAAGAUCAUGAAUGCUAAUUGUGCUGCUUAUUCUUGACAGUUUUUCUUCCUUUUUUUUUUUUUUUUUAAAACUUCUGCAAUGGAGAAUGCUAUGGAAGACAGUACUACAACCUCGAGAAAGUUGCAACACGGGCUUUAGGAGCUAGCCGUUUAUAGUGUGCAGCAAGCCUGUACCUACCUAGCACUCAAACUUUCUAGGCCAAGUGGUGGGAGAGUUUGCAAGAAAGGAGCAGUGCCUUGGCACUUUCCUGCUUUCUCCCCCACAUCCUGCUGCAGUCCAGCCAAGCUAGGAUGCUGGUCUAGGUGACCUUGGUCAAAACUUGCCCUUGUAUUCAGUUCCAAAUUGACUGUAAACUGUCCUACCAUUACUUUUGUCAUCAAGUAGGGAACAAUUCUGUAAGUAGCUGGUGAAAACUAUUUUGGCUUUGGGCAAAAACAGCAGGCUGUUGUAUUUGUGUGUGCAAGUACAAGAUCAAAGUUGGAAACUAAUAAAAUAAGUUUUAAAAGUGUCCUUUAGCACUGUUUAACAGCUUCAUUAGAGCUGCAUUUCUAUAUACACUGCACUGAAUGAAGAGCUCCUGUCACUUGUCUGUCAAUCUGUACCUAGUGCAGAAAGCUGUAAUUCCUUCUACAAUUCAACCCUGCCAUCCAAUGUAGCAUGGAAAUAAAAAUCUGACUUUAUCCAUGACUUCAAUAAAAAUUUAUAAAUCUUGGUUUAAUUAGAGGUGAUGCCCUGACAUCAAAUCAUCACAUUUUAGAAAUCUGUACAAGCUUGUUACUAGCACUUUAAGAGGCUGAAGAUUUGAAUCAGCAGCACAUUUGCACUUGCACCAUAUGAGCUAGCAGAAGUGAACAUUACUCUUAAUUACAUACAGAAAAUGCUAAGUAAUACUGCAGGAAGCACACAUAGCAGACGUAUGGAAUACACUAACAAAUAUGAAAAAAACAUUUAUUUCUGAAAAGUAUUUUAAUACAUAAAUUGCACAUUUCAUAUUAAGAACUUAAACUCUCCCAGUUGAGAACUACAGGUUACAAAGUGUCCAGAAGACUGAGAUUUUUCCAAAUGCUUCACUAAAUUCUACUUUCUUAAUACAAACAGCACUACUUUUAUAAUUAACCACAAUUUUCUUAGCUAUUGAAGGAAACCAGUUAUCAGCUAGUUCCUCUUACAACUGAUCAAUAAAUUAAUGAGGCCUAAAUUUUUUCUAAUCCUUCCAACCACUCAUUUACAGUACCAAAAAUAAGAGUUAACAGUUAUGGCUAAAUCAACACACUGAGUAUUUCCCAUAUACAUUUAUAGGGCUAUGUACAGGGUAUGUAGAAAUGGUUAACUGCCUGCCAAAAUAGCAAGUUUCCUUAUAAACGUGCUCUGCUUGUUGCAAAAUUUCAAUUCAAAGACAGUGAUGCUAUUGCAUUAGUUCACAGUUUAUUUAGCUUGUGUUCAGUGUGUUAGCGUUAGUGCUUUAAGGAGUAAAAACACUUAAAACCAAUGAGCUACAGUCAAGCAUAGUUAGCAGUUUAAGAUCUGCCUUCUGAACUUGCCGACGUUAACAGUCUUGCUAGUUUCAUAUGAGCAAUGACAUUAUGAUAAAGAAUACUGCAGGGUAGCUCUUUCAACCAAACCUCGCUUUACCUCUAUGUAGUUUCACUAUCCAAACUCAGCACUUUAAUUAUAUUUUGUCACAGCUAUUCCUUCUAUGAAAUUUCAUACUAAGAUCAGAAAACUUUUUUGGUGUCAUAGCUUUUUAAAAAAAUAUGUGUAGUACUUUAUGCUUUUAUUAUGGAACACAAGUUUUGUUAGUACACUGUUCUUAAUGAUGUGACUUGUUCAAGGGUAAGAAAUAGGAAUUACACUAAAAGUACAUAUGCAACAAAAUGAAAAGCUUGAGUUUCCUUGCCAGGAAAUUGCAGAAUUGUACUGAAUUAAAAUUCUGCAGAAUGCAGAGCUGCGGACUUUGUGAUAUGCAUUUUCUUGAGUAAUUUAGUGGAAUACUGCAUUAUGAAAAUUACUCUUUUCAGCAAAAGAGCGAGUGUAUGUAACCGCUUUAAGCUUGUAUCCCAGUGACUCUAGAAACACGAAGAUUAACUUUUGGCACUAGUAUCCCUCUGGGUGAGUUGACAGUAAGCAUUAAUUCAUGGCUGAUGAAGAAAAAUAACUAGUGUCUUUUUAAAUAAAGCCAUUCUUCAAGUAUUAGACAGAGAGAAAACAGGGAUGAGUCUGUGAUAAAGCAUAGCAUGUUUAUGCUGGGGUUUUCUAAAGUAAGGAAAGUCUCAGAAAGCAGGAAUACACAUUUUUGCCAAUCAGACAAGCAACAAGCACUACUUUGCCCCAGAAAGUGUGUCCAAAAAUACUGUAUUCCCUUCAAUAAAUCAUCAAUAAAUUAGCAAACUCCAGAACAGAAGCCUAAUGGACUGCUUCCUUUAGUUUAUAUUAAGCUAAAAUCUUUGCCAGAGUGGUACUAUUACAAAUUAUACAUUGUUCAGGGGAUAACUGCAAAUUUUUGAAGGCAUCUGACAAAGAUCGCCCCAAAAGAAGUCUAUGGUGUCAGAUUUCAAUAGCAAGUGAGAAAUUUCAGGAUUUUGACAACUGGAGAGAACAAAGGGGUAAAGUUUAGCCAUAGCCUCCCCCCCACCCCCUUCUCAAAUGAAACAUUGUAUGGCUGUGUCAGCCAAUGAAUUAGCAGAUAGCAACACAUCUUUUACAGGCAAUAGUUUUUGCACAACCUUAUAUAUAUAUAUGUGUAUG